AUGGCGCGGGCCAAGAUUCGCUGGGCGGACACACUCGAUGAGGAGGAGUUUGGCGAGGCCCUGCCGCCCACCACCAUCAAGGGUCCUGAUUCCCAUGGCGUCAAGACAGUGACGGAGUAUUACCGCAACGAAAAGGGUGACGCGAUCAAGAAGGUCACCAAGAGCAAGGUCGUGCAGGUGGAGAAGAAGGUGUACAAGGUGACUGAGGAGCGUCGUCAGUGGCAACGUUUCGGCAAAGCCGCGACUGAGACGGUGCAGGACAGCGUGACAGUGCAGCAGAAGGAGGACAUCCCCUUCGAGCGCGUGCGGCAGCUCAAGGCGACGCAGCAGGAGAAGAAGAUGGACAUGCAGGCUGCCAUGCAGUCGGCAGACAAAUCCACCAUUGUCGGCAGCCUCAAGGACAUGCUGUACAAGCGCCGCAUGGAGCGCGAGCUGCUGCGCGCCAAGGGGCUGCUCGCCGACGCGGAGAGGCCCCCGGAGGAGGACGGGCAGCCAGGCAAGCCCGCAGGGCUGCCCAGCGCGCCCAAGCCAGGCAGCUACGUUCCGCCCAGUGUGCGCAACCGCGGAGCGGGCGGCGGCGGUGGCGAGGGUGACAGCAUGCAGCAGCGGCGCCGUGACGAGAACAGCCUGCGCGUCACCAACCUGUCGGAGGAUGUGUCGGAGGCUGACCUGCAGGAGCUGUUCCGGCCGUUUGGCCCCAUCAGCCGCGUGUUCCUGGCGGUGGACCGGACGACAGGGGAGAACCGCGGCUUUGCUUUCGUCAACUACGUGUACCGGGAGGACGCAGAGCGCGCCAUCCGCAACCUCAACGGCUAUGGCUACGACAACCUCAUCCUGCACGUGGAGUGGGCGGCGCCCAGGGCCGAGCGCGGCUGA
This is a messenger RNA of Monoraphidium neglectum, 876 nucleotides long. RefSeq names its product translation initiation factor eIF-3 subunit 4. Gene Ontology annotation, cellular component: cytoplasm; eukaryotic translation initiation factor 3 complex. The transcript is spliced from 5 exons. Bases 1 to 876 code for a protein of 291 amino acids. The record is from RefSeq and is a predicted model, not a curated record. NCBI's taxonomy places the organism in Eukaryota, Viridiplantae, Chlorophyta, Chlorophyceae, Sphaeropleales, Selenastraceae. Gene Ontology annotation, molecular function: translation initiation factor activity; RNA binding.